Molecule: messenger RNA, 1242 nt
Organism: Geodia barretti
Lineage: Eukaryota; Metazoa; Porifera; Demospongiae; Tetractinellida; Geodiidae
Source: the annotation of a GenBank genome assembly
AUGCGGGUGCCAGACCUGCGCGGCAAGAUCCUGUUCACGCUGGCGAUGCUGGUCGUGUUCCGCUUCGUAGCGCAUGUGCCUGUGCCAGGCGUUGAUCCGCAAGCACUGUCGCAGGCGUUCGAGUCGCAGGCACUGCUCGGCUUUCUUGACUUGUUCAGCGGCGGCGCGCUCGCGAAUCUGAGCGUUGCGGCUCUGGGCGUGUACCCAUACAUUACAGCCUCCAUCGUGAUGCAGAUUCUGGUACCGGUAAUUCCAAACCUGAAGGCGCUGUCACAAGAGGGUGAGUACGGUCGGCAGAAAAUCAACCAGUUCACUCACUACCUUGCGGUGCCGAUUGCGGCGCUUCAGGGUUGGGGGCAGCUCACUCUGCUGCAACAAGCUGGCGUACUGCCGUCCAUAGACUUCGGUUUCAAUCUCCCCACACUUGCGAUGGUCAUUUCCAUGAUUGCGGGCACUAUGUUCCUGGUGUGGCUGGGUGAACUAAUCACGGAACGCGGACUAGGCAACGGCAUAUCGCUCAUCAUUUUCGGCGGUAUCGUAGCUCGCUUCCCACAGGUAAUUGGGCAGAGCUUCCUGAAUACCAAUCAGGGAGCGGGGAUUUUGCUCCUGGCAGUGUUCACAUUCGGCGUCAUCUACGCCAUUGUGCUAUUCACGGAAGCUCAGCGGCGCGUACCAGUUCAGUACGGUCGCAGCGUGUUUCGCGGCGGCAGAAUGCAGCGACAAUCCGGCUCCACAUUCCUGCCCCUGCGUGUGAAUUCGGCUGGCAUGAUUCCGCUGAUUUUCGCGUUCUCCAUCGUCAUCCUGCCGGGCACAAUUGCGAGCUACUUCAGAAAUCCUAUCGCGCAGUUCUUCGCUGACAGUCUCGACCCAUCUGCAUUUCCUUACUGGGCGCUUGUGUUCGUACUGGUGGUGAUAUUCACAUUCUUCUAUACACUCGUUACUUUUCAGCAGCAGGACCUUGCGGGCAACUUGCAGCGUAACGGCGGCUUCAUCCCGGGGAUUCGUCCAGGAGAACCAACACGGGAAUACCUUACUCGCGUCCUUGUACGUAUCACGUGGGGAGGCGCUUUGUUCUUAGGCAUUGUCGCCAUCCUGCCGUUCUUCGUGACCUACGCGACGGAUGUGCGUUCGCUCACACUCAGCAGCACUAGCCUGCUUAUCAUGGUGGGUGUAGCGCUGGAUACCAUGCGUCAGCUGGAGGCACAGCUGCUGAUGCGAAAUUAUGAGGGGUUCAUACGAUAG